Apis laboriosa (Himalayan honeybee) is the source of this 1116-nucleotide messenger RNA. RefSeq names its product loricrin-like. The record is from RefSeq and is a predicted model, not a curated record. The transcript is spliced from 3 exons. Gene Ontology annotation, biological process: positive regulation of transcription by RNA polymerase II. Gene Ontology annotation, molecular function: transcription coactivator activity. Gene Ontology annotation, cellular component: RNA polymerase II transcription regulator complex. The coding region runs from base 1 to 1008 and encodes 335 amino acids. NCBI's taxonomy places the organism in Eukaryota, Metazoa, Arthropoda, Insecta, Hymenoptera, Apidae.
AUGAGGCCCGGGAAGUGCUGGGCCCCCCUCGCAGCGACCGUACUCGCUACGGCCCUGCUCUUGCAGCCUAUCCACGCCGAGGCGCCAAUAUCCGGUAGUUACCUACCACCGUCAACGAGUUAUGGGACACCGAACUUAGGCGGUGGAGGUCCAUCCUCCACCUACGGUGCCCCGUCGGGGGGCGGCGGUGGUCGUCCAUCCUCUAGCUACGGAGCACCGUCCAGCACGUAUGGAGCGCCGUCGAGCACUUACGGCGCGCCGUCGAACGGCGGUGGAAGGCCGUCGAGCACCUACGGGGCACCGUCCAACGGGGGCGGCAGGCCGUCGAGCAGUUACGGUGCACCGUCGAGCAGCUACGGUGCACCGUCGAGCACUUACGGCGCACCGUCGAACGGCGGUGGAAGGCCGUCCACCAACUAUGGCGCCCCUUCCUUCGGAGGCGGCGGUGGCGGUGGCUUUGGCGGCGGUAACGGGCUUUCCACCAGCUAUGGCGCACCCUCGCGCGGUGGUGGCGGCUCGAUAUCCUCGAGCUACGGUGCACCCACCGGGGGAGGCGGUGGUGGCCCGUCCACCACCUACGGUGCACCCAACGGAGGAGGCGGUGGCGGUGGAUACUCGAGACCAUCUUCCGCUUACGGUACACCUAGCACCGGUGGUGGCAGUUUCGGAGGCUCCGGUGGAUAUUCUGGAGGCGGAGGUGGAUACUCUGGAGGUGGAAAUGGCUACUCUGGAGGCGGCGGUGGUGGCUACUCUGGAGGAAACGGUGGCUAUUCCGGAGGCGGUAACGGAGGUGGAUAUUCCGGGGGCAAUGGCGGCUACUCAGGCGGAGGUGGCUACUCUGGAGGAGGCGGAGGUGGUUACUCUGGAGGAGGCGGAGGUGGUUACUCUGGAGGUGGCGGAGGUGGCUACUCUGGAGGUGGCGGGGGCGGCUACUCCGGAGGAAAUGGUGGCUACUCCGGAGGCGGAGGUGGUCAAAGCUACGCUAGCAACGGUGGUUACCAAUAUUAAUCGCGAAGAGUCUUCACCCCGCCCGACCACCUUCGACCGUGUUUCACCGCCCCUCGAGACGAGAAAAAUUCGACAUCCUCCACCCCCCCACCCACCAUCCAGUUCGUC